GAUGCAUCUCACAGGUUGGGGGUUUCUCCACACAGUUUGUCAAGACCUCCACCAUGUCUGUGAGCACCCAGCCCAAGAACACCUCUCCUGAGACUCGGCACUUCCCUGGAAACUGCUCUUUGGAGCAGGCCCUGAAAACCAUUGUGGAUGUCUACCACCGCUACAGCAUCCGGGAGGGCAAGUUUGACCUCCUCAACUACAAUGACUUCAAGAAGCUGAUGACUGAGCAGGCACCCACCUUCCUGCAAGCUUGUGACAGGAACCGUCCUGACUACCUGAAUAAGCUCUUCCAAGAGACUGAUAUAAACAAGGACAAGGACCUGAGCUUCGAGGAGUUCACCAUCGUCUUGGCCAAGGUGACUGAUGAUGCCCAUCGCAUCAUCCACAACGAUGACCGCUGCACACCAGACAAGGACUGA
This is a messenger RNA of Neopsephotus bourkii (Bourke's parrot), 419 nucleotides long. Its product is annotated as protein S100-A12-like. The transcript has 2 exons. Lineage: Eukaryota; Metazoa; Chordata; Aves; Psittaciformes; Psittacidae. Bases 54 to 419 code for a protein of 121 amino acids. The record is from RefSeq and is a predicted model, not a curated record. Gene Ontology annotation, molecular function: calcium ion binding.